GUACCAAUUGAAUGUGCAACAUUCGGUGCAACGCCAACAUGCCGUGGUCAGUCUAUAAAUACGCGCCGAGACAAAAAGUACACACGGCUAUGAAGCUUGUAAGCGACGCAUUUUGAAUACCCAGAAGCAAAAGUUUUGAAUUAUUUGUCACACAUGCCAAGACAUGUUGGUUAGCUGCCGUGCUAUUUUUGUAAACAAACCAAAUAAUUAAAAUAAUAAUGAAGUGCAAAAAAAUUUUAUUUCGUUAAGUGUAUACGGAAAAUUUAAAAAUUUUGUUUUGUAUUGUAUUUUUUUUUUUUGUGAAGCAUGGAGAAAGACAAGACACACGCAAAUCGACGAACUGGAAUUGUUUAGUGUUCUCAAGGAGCUAGCGAGUUAGCUCGCAAUACAUAGCGUUGUAGCAGAAUGCCACCGCCAAAGAAGCCACCGAUUCAUGUGCCGAAGAAAGCCAAUCCCAGUCUCGGCUAUGAAGUGCUUAUAUAUUUGAAUUCUUUCUAUUUUGGAAUGUUCGCUUGCUGCGAACUGAGUAUGGGUCUGCUGAAGGCCAUCAAUCUAUCAUACCCGAACAACGUUCUGGCGCGAGAUUCGGGUAUUUUGAUCGGUUUUUGCAUUUUAGAGACCAUUCGCAUCAUACUCGGACGCAAGGGUUCACUAGCCGAAAAAAGUUGGCCAGUUAUUUUAUCGGUUUUUCUAACAGUUCCAUGCUUUUUCGGUGUCUCCUACAUACUCCUCCUACAAGAAUAUAAACUACGGCUGGAAUAUGUACUUUGUACAUUAAUGAUCGGUUUAUAUCUGACCGAAGUUUGGUAUGCAAUACUAUGUGUUUUUUCACUAUGUCGUCCAGUAACUUAUGAAUAGGACUAAAAGGUUUAUAAAAAUGUAAAAUAAGAGUAAACAUGUAACGCAAAGAAAAAUUAUAUACAUACAUACAUACAUACAUAAACAAAAUACACAACUACACAGAUACACAAAUACAAAACUAAAACUAACACAUAAAUAUGUAAAUGUAAAAAAAUUCAAAUAAGUAAAAUGCAACAACUUACGAAAGAAAUAAAUAAAUGUAAAAUGAAAAAAAGAAGAAAUCAUAGCAAUAUACAAAGGAAACGAUCAAAUAAUGCAAAUACAAAAUGAGUAAAUAAGAAAUAGUGUAAGAUUUAUUAAAAACAAAGCAAAACAAAAACAAACAAAACAUAUUAAAUAAAAAAAUAAGAAAUAAAACUAUGUAUUGAAAAAAUUUUGAAAAUUUAUAUAUGUACAUAUGUAUGUGAAUUGUAACGCCAAAGGAAGUAUAUACAUAAUAUACAUACAUACAUAUGUAUGUACCGAAAGCGAAAUAGUGUGAAGAAGUGUGUUAACAGAAACAACAAGAAAUACUUUUCAGACUUUUUAAGAGAAUUUUUUUUGUAAUGCAAAUGUAUGUUUAAUUAAAACCAAAAAAUAUUGCUAAACCCAAGGAAGUUUAAACAAGGAAACUUUAACGAAAUUCAAAAAUUGAUAAACUGUAAAUGAAAAAGAAUAUAUUGUAUUAGACACUAUAUAUUUUUUAUUUAAUUAAGAAAAAAAAACAACCUACAAUAUUCUAGAUGUGCAUGUUAUCGACUUUGAAGGAUUUUUCUUUCGCACAUCUCAAAGGAAUAUUAACGUCGAAUUGAUUGUUAUACAAAGGCAUAAGUGCAUAUGUAUGUAUUUUAUAAGGAAAAAAUUCAGAAACCACAAAAAAAAUAACAAAAAAAAUAUUAUGAAAAUUAAUAAGUAACAAACAAAUUCAAGCACACAGAUUCAGUGUAAGGCAAAACUUAUGCGCCCCCUUAGUACAUUUUUUUUGUUGCUUUCAUUUAGUAAAGUUUGCAUGAAACCAAAGUGAAUUAGAUUGUGUGUACUAAUUUUAUUUAUCCAAACAUACUUUCUAAACUCAGCGUUUUAUA
This is a messenger RNA of Anastrepha ludens (Mexican fruit fly), 1925 nucleotides long. RefSeq names its product transmembrane protein 216. Bases 406 to 858 code for a protein of 150 amino acids. Gene Ontology annotation, cellular component: ciliary transition zone. Lineage: Eukaryota; Metazoa; Arthropoda; Insecta; Diptera; Tephritidae. The transcript is spliced from 2 exons. The record is from RefSeq and is a predicted model, not a curated record. Gene Ontology annotation, biological process: non-motile cilium assembly.